Silurus meridionalis is the source of this 508-nucleotide messenger RNA. RefSeq names its product translocase of inner mitochondrial membrane 8 homolog A (yeast) (gene timm8a). The record is from RefSeq and is a predicted model, not a curated record. NCBI's taxonomy places the organism in Eukaryota, Metazoa, Chordata, Actinopteri, Siluriformes, Siluridae. The transcript has 2 exons. The coding region runs from base 168 to 440 and encodes 90 amino acids.
AAUGCACUUACUGUUGUUAGCCAGCCACUCUAAAGCUCAAGAAGAACACUUUUUUCCACUUGUCUAGUUAAGUAAACGUUUCAAGGGCGGGAUCAAACCGUUUAGGUGUUAAUUUCCAAUAGAUUUUUUUUUCCUUCAGCAAUUAUACUUUGAUAUACUAUAAUCUAAUGGAUAGUGAAAGCGUGAGGACUGACCCCCAGCUUCAGCAGUUCAUUGAAAUUGAAUCUCAGAAGCAAAGGUUUCAGCAGCUGGUCCACCAAAUGACAGAAGUCUGUUGGGAGAAGUGCAUGGACAAGCCUGGUCCAAAGCUUGACUCAAGGACAGAAGUGUGUUUUAUUAAUUGUGUUGAACGUUUCAUUGACACAAGCCAGUUUGUCCUCAACAGACUUGAACAAACUCAGAAGACAAGAGACUCCUUCUCAGAGAACAUAACAGACUAGCUAUCUGAGACCAGAACAGAUGUUAUCUGCGAAGAAACAGCUAUUAAACAGUUAAAGAAAAAAAAAAA